AACGACGACAACGACGACACCUCCAACGACAAAUGCCGCCCCUCAGCUCACGAAAACCGUCUCUCAUACCGCCCACCUUUCAAUAUCCCCUCAAACUCUGCUUCGCCACAACUCUCACCACAUGGGUCCUUUCUCUCAUCACCGGCAACGUCUCGCAAGUCGACCGUCUAUGGACAUUCCUGCCCACUAUUUACACCGCGUAUUGGGCCCUCUUACCGUUAUGGCCGAAUGAGAAUAAGAGUAUUGGGUAUUUGGCGCCGUAUGUGCCGGAGAGGGUGGUCGGAGAGGUGGUGGAGGCGUUCCAUCCGAGAGCGGUGCUCAUGUUGGCUUUGACUUUUUUGUGGAUGUGCAGAUUGUCGUAUAACACUUGGAGGAGAGGAUUGUUCCGUCUUGACGACGAAGAUUAUCGUUGGGUAGUUCUUCGCACCAAAAUUCCUCCAUGGCUCUUCCAAGUCACAAACCUCACUUUCAUCGCCGGCAUCCAAAACUUCCUCCUCCUACUCCUCGCCUUCCCAACCCACCGCGCACUAUCCACUCCGCGCGAGCUCACAAUCACAGACUACGUCCUUACCGCCGUAUCGCUCACUCUACUCGCCAUCGAAUUCACCGCGGACAAUCAACAGUUCGCAUACCAGACAUUCAAGCACGCUGACCCUGCUUUGGGUGAGUAUGAUGGGAAGGCUGUGGAGUGGCCUGGCGCGAGGUUGAAGUGGACGGAGGCGGAUCGGAGGAGGGGGUUCUGCACGAAGGGACUGUGGGCUUGGUCGAGGCAUCCGAAUUUCUGGUGUGAACAAACGUUCUGGGGCGUGAUCACUCUGUUUCCUGUGCUGUCUUCGCCCACCGGACCUCUUGUACAUCCUGAAGUUACCACCUUGAGCGAUGCCCUACAACUUCUUGCGCCGCUCGCACCAUCGCUGGCGCUCUGCGCCCUCUUCGUAUCCUCUACUAUCUUCACCGAGAGCAUCUCCAUGUCGAAGUACCCCGAAGCGUAUGGGGCGUACAGGAAGAGAGUCUCGAUGUUUGUGCCUUUGUUGACUCCGGUGUGGGGUAUCUUGUUGAAGUUGACGGGCGGGAAGGAGCAGGUGGAGGAACUGGUGUGGGGGCAGAAGCUCGAGCUUAAGGGAUCGAAGGAGGAGUAGAACGUGCGGUAGUCUGAUUGUACGAUUAGUGUUGGCUGCGAGGGGUGAUCGCUUUCUUGUUUUCUUGAAAUUCUGCAUAGGGGUAAUUAGCUACGCCACUGUGGCCCUGCAUGAGCAUGUUCGAACUUAGGAUGAUGACGUCAC
Messenger RNA from Stereum hirsutum FP-91666 SS1, 1283 nucleotides. Its product is annotated as DUF1295-domain-containing protein. The transcript has 5 exons. The record is from RefSeq and is a predicted model, not a curated record. Gene Ontology annotation, cellular component: membrane. Lineage: Eukaryota; Fungi; Basidiomycota; Agaricomycetes; Russulales; Stereaceae. Bases 33 to 1139 code for a protein of 368 amino acids.